UACUAAUACAAAACAUCAAAUUAUCAUGAAUUAUAACCAACCGGGGCAAACAGACGGACACCCUCAGAUGUCACCUCCCAUGGGUGGAGCACAACAACCUCAGCAACAGAAUAGAGGAGUACCCAUAACUCCACAAUUUCUCGCUAGUCUUACACCACAACAACUACAACAAUUCAAGAAUCAUCCCCAGUUCCAAGAAAUAAUGAGAGCUCAACUUCAACGUCAGAGAGCGAUGCAGCAGGCCGCAUUGCAGCAACAACAAAUUCAGCAACAGCAACAACAGCAACAACAGCAACAGCAACAACAACUUCCUCAACUGCAGAUUAGACAACCUUCCCAACAAGUUCAACCACUUAUUGGAACUCAAAAUGGUCCACCACAACAAGUUAUACAGAAUCAAAGAGGUUCAUUUCAAGGUCCAAAUCCUAUAAUUCAACCUCCUAAUGUAGCUACUGCAGUAGGAAUACCUCCUGGUAGUCAAAAUUCUCCUGUAGUGGCAGGACUUAUUCCUGGACCCGGUAGAAUACCUAAACAAUCUGUACCAAUUGGAGGAGUUAUUCCUGGUCCAAGAGAUCCUAAUUUACCACCACAAUUUCCUCCUGAAGUUCUUUCUAAAUUACCUAUGAGAACAUUAAAUAAUAUUAAUCAAUGGUCUGAAGAACUUAAGAAACAAGGAAAAGAUGUAAGUACUGAUAUAAAAUUAUAUGAAUCUAUAAUUAAACGAGAUUCAAAUUUUAUGAAUGCUAUCCCUGGACAAAUAGAGAAAGGUAAAGCCCAAAUUGAAAAACUUAGUAAAGAUUUUCAAGCUUAUUCUCAUAUAAAACAACUUCGAAUGAAUGCUAUUAAUCUUUCUCAAAAGGGUCAAUAUAAUAAUUCAAUUUGGGGUGAAGGUUAUCAAGGAUAUGGUAAUGGAAUAAGUAAUACAUCCACUAAAGUAGUAUUACCAGAACGGGGAUUAACAGAUAAUCAAAUUAAUACUAAAGUAUUAAAAUAUAGUAAUAAACCAAAACAUUAUGUACCUAUAAGAUUAGAUUUUGAUGUUGAAAGAGAUAGAUUUAAAUUAAGAGAUACAUUUUUAUGGGAUUUAAAUGAAGAAGUUAUGACAGUUGAAGGAUUUACUAAACAAAUUCUUGAAGAUUAUAAAUUUAUACCUCGAGGAUUUUAUGAUAAUAUAUUAACAUCAAUUAAAGAACAAAUUCAUGAUUAUCAAAAGAAACCUCAAAAGACUUCAGGAGAAAUUAGAAUUCCAAUAAAAGUUGAUAUUACUAUAAAUAAUACUCAACUUACUGAUCAAUUUGAAUGGGAUAUAUUAAAUUAUGGAGAAAGUGAUCCAGAAGAUUUUGCUACUACAAUGUGUGAUGAAUUAAAUUUACCAGGAGAAUUUAUGACAGCUAUAGCUCAUACAAUAAGAGAACAAACUCAAUUAUAUCAUAAAGCUUUACAUCUUGUUGGAUAUAGUUUUGAUGGAGGACCAAUUCAAGAAGAUGAAAUUCGAGCUCAUAUACUUCCAUCACUUCGACUUAUAUCUCAAGAUUAUAAUGUUGUUGAUGAUUUUUUUUCAAUCUUAAGAAAUCCAACUAGUGUUGGAGAUUAUAGUCCAUCAUUAGUUAAAUUAACUCAAUUAGAAGUUGAAAGACUUGAAAAGGAAAUUGAAAGAGAUAGUCGACGUAAAAGAAGACAUUUACUUAAUGAACAAGAUCAAUUACCUCAAUCAUCUGGUAGAAGUACAACAUCAAGAAGAAUUGCAUCCCAUGCUGCAAGAGGAGGACCAGUAUUACCAGAUUUAUCUGAUUUACCAAAAACUUUUAGAACUCCAGCUCCAUCAAGUAUUUUACCUGGUGGAGUUGAUAUUGGAGUACCCGAAGUUUAUGAAUAUAAUGAAAUAUUCGUUAACAGAACUCAAGUAAAGAAUCCUGAUUACAUACCUCCACCUCCACCAACCGUAGUAGAAACUGAUAGAGUAUUUUAUAAUCACGAUAUAAAUGCUCGCACUUUAUUUGUAACUAUUAGACGAAAUUAGAAAUUAGAUAAUGUAAUGUAAUUAAUAAAUAAAUAAAUAAAUGUUUAUAUAUGUACUGUAUAUAUAAUUAAAUAAAAGUACAAAGUAAAAAAGCUUUUUAGUU
Molecule: messenger RNA, 2123 nt
Organism: Scheffersomyces amazonensis
Lineage: Eukaryota; Fungi; Ascomycota; Pichiomycetes; Serinales; Debaryomycetaceae
Gene: SNF5
Product: Snf5p
Exons: 1
Coding region: 26-2020 (664 amino acids)
Biological process (GO): positive regulation of pseudohyphal growth by positive regulation of transcription from RNA polymerase II promoter; chromatin remodeling
Cellular component (GO): nuclear chromosome; nucleus; SWI/SNF complex
Molecular function (GO): transcription coregulator activity
Source: RefSeq, a predicted model, not a curated record